GUGAUGAAGCAAAUGCUAUUAACGAGUCCUGGAUGUUUUUGACGUUCACUUCAGACCUCUCUCCAUACUUGACGGAUUCUGCGGCCUCCCGCUUUUUGAUUGGCAUUAUUCCAGCAAGCCGCUACUUGAUCGACCCUGACUCUGGUACAAAUUUGACGCUUCAAGCUGCGUGUUACCACAUUACGCAAAGCUUCAAUCGACUGAGCCAGCAAGGGGUGAUGAAUCUUCGAGCCUUCGUGACAGGGUUCAAGGGUGACUGGAAGGGGAUCAAGCAGGUGCUGAAUUUCAGACUGGAGUCUAUGGAUUAUGCUUGUACAAAUUUGGAUGAUUCGGCCCCAUUCUGGAGAACGCUUUACACUGAUGAGCCAUGGACAAUUGCACCUGCGUACAGUGGCCUCAAAGGAUAUGAUUUGCGUAUGGUUAUGCCAGAUAUCCUUCACGUAUGGCACCUAGGAGUCGGCCGGGACCUGGCAGGCUCGGCCAUUGUCUUUAUGAUCAAGGAGACUGACAUUUUUCAGGGUGCUAAUCAACAAGAACGUUUGCACAGUGCAACAAUGAGCCUCAAACGAUUUGCGAGAUCUCAGAAGUUGCCCCUGAAGCUCCACAAAUUGAGCAAAACAAAGCUGGGAUGGACUGGGAAGACAUUUCCUGAACUCAAAUCCAGCGGCUACGAUACCUAUGUGACACUCAAGUGGGUGCUUCAGCUUAGCCAUGUCUUUUCUGAUGCCUUACCAAACUCCCUUUGCUCGUGUCUGUGGACAGCUGAUCAUGUCAUUUCGCUGCUUACGAAUGGCGGUCGGUACUUGAGUGAGGAAGAACAAGAGAACAAAGAAGUGUUCGGCAUGGUGUUCCUGAGGGAGUACAUGGCGCUGGCCAACUUAGCGUUGAGUCAAAGGCCGAAAAAUGAGUCUGCGGCUGUUGCGGCCGACUG
Molecule: messenger RNA, 931 nt
Organism: Symbiodinium pilosum
Lineage: Eukaryota; Dinophyceae; Suessiales; Symbiodiniaceae
Source: the annotation of a GenBank genome assembly